GCCCCGGUACGCCUGUGUUGAUCCCCCCCUCCGAGCACCAUGGGUGUCGCAAAGAAGCAGGUGAAGAAGCAGGUGAAGUCCACCCCUAAGAAGGUGGCGGACCCCCUCUUCCCCGCGAGGAAGAAGUCCUUCCGCAUCGGCCGCGACAUCCAGCCCAAGGUGGACCUGUCCCGGUUCGUCAAGUGGCCGAGGUACAUCCGCCUCCAGCGCCAGCGCAAGAUCCUGGUGCAGCGCCUGAAGGUUCCCCCGAGCAUCAACCAGUUCAGCAAGGCCAUCGACAAGAACCAGGCCACCGAACUCCUGAAGGUGCUGAUGAAGUACCAGCCGGAGGACAAGAAGGCCAAGCAGCAGCGCCUCAAGGAGAUCGCCGCCGCUAAGGAGGCCGGCAAGGAGCCCGCCCCCUCGAAGGCACCCAAGGUGAUCAAGUUUGGGCUCAAGCACGUGACCACCCUCAUCGAGGAGCAGAAGGCGUCCCUUGUGGUGAUCGCGCACGACGUGACCCCGAUCGAGCUGGUGGUCUGGCUUCCCGCUCUCUGCAGGAAGAUGGGUAUCCCCUACUGCAUCAUGAAGGGCAAGGCUCGCCUCGGCACCCUUGUGCACCAGAAGAACGCUGCCGUCAUCUGCCUGACGACCGUCAACAAAGAGGACGAGUCCAAGCUCUCCAACCUCAAGUCGAACUUCACCGCGCAGUUCAACGAGGGCUUCGUCAGGAAGUGGGGCGGCGGCGUCAUGGGCCUCAAGACCCAGCGCAAGCUGGAGAAGAGGCAGAAGGCCAUCGAGGCCGAGCUUGCCAAGAAGGCUCAGUACUAAGGUUGAUUCUCUUCGGGCUGGUGCUGAUUUUUGACGUCCUGAGUAGUAGUAAUCUUUUCUCCUUGUCCGAUUUGGCUCCUCUAUGAUGUUUCCCUUGAUACCUGACGAGAGCGGAGGGCGCUGGGGUGCAUGUUCUGGGGAGUUCACGGACUUGCUUGGAUACAACGGACUUCCUUGGAUACAAGUAGGGUGUUGGUCGGGUGUGGGAAGGGGAGCUGUUGCUCGAGGCGACGUGAUUCAGCGCGCACGUGGGGCUUGAAUGGGGCUGAUUAAUAAUAUUUUCAAACACAAAUUGCUUGUUGGUGCUCACAGUGGCUGGGCUUACCGUGAUUGCUGGUGCUCAACGCCGCGGCCGCUUGCGGCGGCAGAGCACGUUUUAUCCGGUCGCAACGCCAACCGUGCUUCUCCCACCACGGCCGAAGCAAUCUCAGCUGUUGUCAAGGGGUGUCGUUUCAUAUACGAACCAUUGGAGACGAUGGUAAUGAGCUGCUUGACUUCGUUGUCCAGCAACAACGUAUGCCUUACCGCAUCAAAUAGAGUGACGUUUCGAGAGUCCUGUGAUGAUUUUUCUUAC
Messenger RNA from Ectocarpus siliculosus, 1384 nucleotides. NCBI's taxonomy places the organism in Eukaryota, Phaeophyceae, Ectocarpales, Ectocarpaceae. The record is from the annotation of a GenBank genome assembly.